UUAUUUUUCAUUUGAAAUGUUGUGGGGCACAGACCGGCAGAUUCAGCUUUACAGAGUGGUUGGAAGAUGGCGCUCUGGCGUCACUGUCAUAGGCCAAUGCCCUAUCCAGAUUAUAUUAUAGAGAUCAGUGAUUUUUUGCUUGUGGCGGUGUUUACUUGUGUAAUUAGUAAAUUACCUCCCUUAGCUUAAUCACUCAAUGUGGCCCUUUGCUAUCUCUACUUAGUACUUCAGUCGUAAUAAAUUAGUAACCGUAGUUACCAAAAUAAGCAUGUUUGUAGUACAAGUGCCUUCGCUGAUACGACUUCGCUAUCUCGGCGCGUUUGUUUACUGUUGCCUGACGGCUGGCGUGUUGUGAUCAGCUGUUGUGGUACGCCUUCACGUGACAGCUGAAUUACCGGUAUCCUGCUGGUUCUUACCGGUAUGGGAAGGAUUUAGCGCAGGCCGUGGCAAGUUGCGGCACUUAUAAUAUUACCUAGGGCAUACUCUCUGCAAACAGUGCAAUGCACGUAACUUAUGAUUUGCACCAAGGUCUGACGGCAGCAUUGAACUCACAUAUAGACAUGUCUGCAGGAUACAUCUAGUCUGACUAGUUUUGAAUGAAUCAUGAAUGUGCCAUAUAUAACCUAGCAGAUUGCCACAUACUGGUGAGUGUUUGUUGAGGAUGUCCCAGAGGGCUCCUGUCCACUAACUAAAGGACUAGGAGACGUCAAACGGUAAAAGAAGAAGAAGAAGAAGAAGAAGAAGAAGAAGGAGAAGAAUACAAAAAAGGGGCGAAGGAGGAGUAGAAGAAGAAGAAGCAGCAGAGGAUCAGCUUGAAGAAGGUAACAAACAAAGAAGAAGAAUCAUAAUAAAGAAGAAACAGAAGAAAGGAACUGCAACAAACAACUUCAAAUCGAAAACAUGCAUCGCUACGAGAACACGAUGCGCCGAAACCGCGGUAUCCCGCGCGUGACCCCCCCGGCGACCGACCUCUCGCGCUGGCGCCUCACGUGCGUCGACGGCCGCCAGACGUGGCGUUACCACGACGACGACAACAAACCCGACCGCGCGCAGACUCCGCUCGAACGCCACUCGCUAGGCGUCGCCACCGACAGCGACCGGACUCCGGCGACGACCGCCGCUGAUGCCGCGCGCCGAGCCGCGGAGUUCUACUGCUCGAUUCAAGCGGAGGACGGCCACUGGGCGGGGGAUUACGGAGGUCCGCUGUUUCUCCUGCCAGUUCUCAUCAUCGUCUGCCAUUUUACGGGCGCGGCAUGCAUCGCCGAGCCACAGAGGAAGGAGAUCCUACGGUAUUUGCGCUCGGUGCAGUGUCCCGACGGCGGAUGGGGGCUGCACGUCGCCGGGCCACCCACCGUGUUCGGAUGCACGAUGAACUACAUCGCGAUGCGUCUGCUCGGGGUUGCCGCGGGCGACCCGGACCUCGUCCGCGCCCGUGAGCUCCGCCACACGCUAGGUGGCGCUACAGCUAUUCCGUCGUGGGGAAAGUUCUGGCUGUGUCUGCUAAACGUGUAUCACUGGGAAGGGAUGCACUCUCUGCUGCCAGAGAUGUGGCUUGCACCGACAUGGCUGCCCGUACAUCCGUCGAAACUAUGGUGCCAUUGCAGACAGGUCUACCUUCCGAUGGCCUACUGUUAUGGGGCGCGCAUACAGCAUCCAGAGACGGAGCUCAUCCGAGCACUUAGAAAGGAACUUUAUAUUUGCGAUGCAGGCAUCGACUGGCCGAGUCAGAGAAACAACUGCGCGCCUAGUGACCUCUACACUCCGCACACCCGUCUGCUGGAUUGCAGCUAUGUUCUCAUCGACAUGUAUGAGGCAUACCACAACACCACGAUACGAAAGAUGGCGCUGUCAGAGCUCUACCAGCAUAUUUGUGCUGAAGACCAGUACACGAAUUACAUCAGUAUUGGACCGAUAUCAAAAGUCUUGAACAUGCUUGUCAGGUGGAGCGUGGACGGCGCGGACUCGGCGGCGUUCCGUCGUCACGUGUCUCGCGUUGACGACUACCUGUGGAUGGGAGUCGACGGCAUGAAGAUGACGGGAACUAACGGCUCGCAGCUGUGGGACACGGCGUUUGCAGCUAGCGCCCUCUGUGAGGCGGACACGGCGUUUGCAGCUAGCGCCCUCUGUGAGGCGGGCGCGGCGGAGGCGCCGUCGCUGCGGCCGUCGCUGCGGCGCGCUCGCUCCUUCAUCGAACGCAUGCAGGUGCGAGACGCUCUCCCGGAUGGCGAAAAGUAUUACCGACAUCCGCCACUAGGUGGCUUCCCGUUCAGCACGCGUGACUGCGGCUGGAUCGUGUCGGACUGCACGGCCGAGGCCCUCCGCGCGCUCCUCGAACUUCGCGAGCAUUGCCGCGGCGACGACCUCGCUCCCGUCGUCGACGACGACCGCCUCCGCGCCGCCGCCGACUCGCUGCUGUCGUUCGCGAACCCCGGCGGUGGUGUCGCCACCUACGAGACGACGCGCGGCAGUGGCGCCCUCGAGUGGCUGAACCCGUCGGAGGUUUUCGGCGACAUUAUGAUCGAUCACCCGCACGUCGAGUGCACGUCGGCGGCCGCGACGGCGCUCUCUUGUUUCCGGCGCGCCUUCCCUGCGCACCGCCCCGCCGACGUCGACGCGUUCAUCCAGGGGGCGCUGGGGUACGUGCGCGGGCGGCAGCGCGCGGACGGAUCCUGGGAGGGAGCCUGGGCUGUCUGCUUCACGUACGCGACCUGGUUUGCUCUGGAGGCGCUCACAAGCGCAGGCCGUUGCCAUGACGACGCCGCGGUCGCCGCGGGAUGCGAGUUCCUCGUCUCGCGGCAGCGCGCGGACGGAGGCUGGGGCGAGGCGUUCGAAAGCUGCGAGCAGCGGCGAUACGUCGCCGCCGCCCGCCCCCAGGUGGCGCAAACGUGCUGGGCGCUGCUCGGGCUCAUGGCGGCGCGGUGGCCGGACGCGCGCGCGAUCGAACGUGGCGUGGGAUUCCUCGUCCGCUCCCAGCUUCCGUCGGGGGACUGGCCGGCGGACGACGUUGUUGGUGUGUUUAAUCGGUCGUGCGGGAUCAACUACGCGAGUUAUCGCAACGUGUUCCCGAUCUGGACCCUCGGACGCUUCUGCCGACUCUACCCCGACCACGCCUUCGCGAGAGAUGUAGGUGGAGGCGGUGACUGAGGCCUAAAAAAAAAGACGUUUGUUUCCGCUAACCCGACCGAGUCCAUUUUAAACUGCCGUGUCGAAACUUUUUAUUGU
Molecule: messenger RNA, 3222 nt
Organism: Priapulus caudatus
Lineage: Eukaryota; Metazoa; Priapulida; Priapulimorpha; Priapulimorphida; Priapulidae
Product: lanosterol synthase-like
Exons: 8
Coding region: 901-3144 (747 amino acids)
Biological process (GO): cholesterol biosynthetic process; triterpenoid biosynthetic process
Cellular component (GO): lipid droplet
Molecular function (GO): lanosterol synthase activity
Source: RefSeq, a predicted model, not a curated record